AUGGACCGGCCUGCGCUCGAGAUCCCCUACCAGCUCCAAAAGAAGUUUGAAAAAACCGCAUCGCUCGAGAAGCUCAAAACCCUUCUCACCAAAUCCAAAAUGAAAAAAUCAUACACCUCCAUCAACAUCCCGGGUCAGACGUCGUCCAAGACGUCGCCCGACGGCCGCAUCGCGUCCGUCGACGUGGGCCUGAAGUUGGUUAUUGUCAUGGUAGGCCUCCCUGCCAGAGGAAAAUCCUACAUCACCAAUAAACUCACCAGAUAUCUCAACUGGUUGCAACAUGAUUGCCGGGUGUUCAAUGUCGGCAACACUCGGCGGUUGGACAUUGCCAACAACAACGGACCCGAAGAUAAGCCGUUACCCGAUACCCACACCCCCAAUAAUGAGAUAAACUCUCCCGAACACCAUGGAAACUCUCCCAAACUGCCUAACCACGACGCAGACUUCUUCAGCCCCGACAACCUGACAUAUACGGCUCUCCGGGAGAAGUGGGCAAUGGACACGCUCGACCAGUUGCUCGACUGGGUGUUGAACGGCAACGGGUCGGUGGGGGUGUUUGAUGCCACCAACUCCACCAAGAGAAGACGGCUGAGAGUCCUUAAACGGAUCCAAGAACGCUCCAACGGUGAGUUGAAGGUGUUGUUUCUUGAGUCCAUCUGCACGGACCCUGCCAUCAUUGAGAGCAAUAUCCGCUUGAAGCUUUCGGGCCCUGACUACAAAAACAUGGAUCCAGAAGUUGCACUUAAGGACUUUGUAGGACGGUUGCACAACUAUGAAAAGGCAUACGAGCCCAUUGACGAGGCAGAGGAGAAACUUCCUGGGUUUCAGUACGUCAAGAUGAUUGACGUGGGGAAGAAAGUGGUGAGUUACAAUGUUCAGGGCUUUUUGGCGUCGCAGACCAUCUAUUUCCUCUUGAACUUCAACUUGUGUGAGCGACAAAUCUGGAUCACUCGCCACGGUGAAAGCGUCGAUAACUUGAGUGGCCGCAUUGGAGGCAACUCGCCGUUGACCAAGCGUGGUCAUCGGUUCUCCAAGACGUUGGCUAAGUUCAUGAACUUCCAGAGACAAGAGUUCCGCAAGAAACAGCUCAAGCAGUUUUCCGACCGGCUUGAGCUCAAGUACAACGACUUGUUGAAGAAGGGACUUGGAGACUUCGACGAAGAUGACGAUACCCUCAACCAGAUCCCGUCCGAGCCCAAUUUCUACGUGUGGACGUCGAUGCUCACCCGAGCGAUCGAGACGGGAGAGUAUUUUGACGACCAGGUUUAUUCCAUCAAGGAAAUGCGCAUGUUGAACGAGCUUGGUGGUGGCAAGUUCGAGGGCUUGACCUACGAGGAGAUUCAGGGUAAGUACCCCAAGGAAUACCAGGCUCGAAUCCAGAAUAAACUCACAUACCGAUACCCGGGUGUGGGAGGAGAGAGCUACCUCGACGUGUUAACGAGACUCCGGCCACUUAUCACUGAGAUCGAACGCCUCACGGACCAUCUCUUGAUUGUCAGCCACCGAGUGGUUUUGCGGAUCCUUUUGGCAUACUUUUUGAAUUUGGAUCGUUCAGCCAUUGGUGAACUUGACGUACCGCUCCACACGUUGUACUGUUUGGAAAGCCGGCCUUAUGGAACAGAGUAUCAUAUGUACGAGUACGACGAGACCUUGGACUGGUUUGUGAAGGUGGAGCCUGACCACCAGAAAAAUGUCAAGCAGGUGGGAGUGUUAUACAAACAGAGAAAGUACUCGGUGGUGCCGACAGCCCCUCCGAGAAAUAAGCCCGAUGUGAUGAGUGUGCGGCGGACUCUGACAGUAGCGGGACGGGCGCCCCCACCGCUUCGCCGUAGCGCCAGUCAGGGGUUUCGUCAAUGA
This is a messenger RNA of Yamadazyma tenuis ATCC 10573, 1857 nucleotides long. RefSeq names its product Pfk26p (gene PFK26). Gene Ontology annotation, molecular function: ATP binding; 6-phosphofructo-2-kinase activity. Gene Ontology annotation, cellular component: cytosol. The record is from RefSeq and is a predicted model, not a curated record. Lineage: Eukaryota; Fungi; Ascomycota; Pichiomycetes; Serinales; Debaryomycetaceae. Gene Ontology annotation, biological process: fructose metabolic process; fructose 2,6-bisphosphate metabolic process.